CCCUACUUCAAUAAAUAAUAAAAAAAACUCUUCAGCCUACCCUGAACGAAAGAGAGAGAGAGAGAGAGAGAGCAGACAGGGCUGAGGGUAGAGGCGGCACAAGAUGUCGAAGCGAGGUCGAGGAGGUUCUGCCGGAAACAAAUUCCGGAUGUCACUUGGUCUUCCGGUUGCAGCGACCGUGAACUGCGCCGACAAUACUGGAGCGAAAAAUCUUUACAUCAUUUCAGUUAAGGGUAUCAAGGGAAGGCUCAAUCGUCUUCCAUCAGCUUGUGUAGGAGAUAUGGUUAUGGCCACUGUCAAGAAAGGCAAGCCGGAUCUCAGGAAGAAGGUCAUGCCUGCUGUCAUAGUCCGCCAGCGUAAACCUUGGCGCCGAAAGGAUGGAGUGUUUAUGUACUUUGAAGAUAAUGCUGGUGUCAUUGUGAAUCCCAAAGGAGAAAUGAAAGGGUCUGCAAUUACAGGACCGAUUGGAAAGGAAUGUGCUGAUCUGUGGCCUAGGAUUGCUAGUGCUGCUAAUGCUAUUGUGUAGACACAAUGGGUUUUGGACCGUGUUAACUCACUUGUUUGCUAUUCUUUGUGAGGAUUUUGCCUUUUCUAUUAUAGUUUAUGUUUUUGGCUUGAAGUUUAUAAGUUAUAUUUGACAUUUAAUGCUAUUAUUGUGUUUUAUUGUUUUA
Impatiens glandulifera is the source of this 671-nucleotide messenger RNA. RefSeq names its product 60S ribosomal protein L23. The transcript is spliced from 4 exons. Gene Ontology annotation, molecular function: structural constituent of ribosome; large ribosomal subunit rRNA binding. NCBI's taxonomy places the organism in Eukaryota, Viridiplantae, Streptophyta, Magnoliopsida, Ericales, Balsaminaceae. The record is from RefSeq and is a predicted model, not a curated record. Gene Ontology annotation, cellular component: cytosolic large ribosomal subunit; ribosome. Gene Ontology annotation, biological process: translation. The coding region runs from base 104 to 526 and encodes 140 amino acids.